AUGACAGUUUUCUCUACUGCACUCUGGCGUAUUGCAAAAGCGAUGGAUUUCGUCAACGACCUCAUGGAGGUGGAGGACGAGGUCUUCCAGAAAUACAGGCGUGACAUUCUCAAGGCACUCCAGGGGGUGACACCCCCCGGUCCUCACCCUGUACCUACUGGAUCGACCACCAACAGGUCUCUCCCUGCUGUCAAGGUGAAGCCCCUCGGGGAAAUUCGUGACGAUCAGAUGCUUUUCUACGACACUCUCGUCUUGACUGAGCAGUUUGACAACGCGCCCGCGGUGCAUCUUACCGUGAAUGGAUUAGUAUCCGCUCGUCUCGAGCAGCGCCUUGGUUGCAUCGGCGUAGUUCGCACGCACCGACGCAAGAGGAUUUUCAUUCCCUUGCUCAUCAAAUCGCACAACCAGAAUAUCCUUCCGAUACACCAUGCGCAGCUGGCGGGACACCUAGACACCGUAUUGGGCAAGGAGGUCGCGCGUCGUCGAGAUGCUCUCUUGAAUGCAGAGCCCAUCCCACCCGCCAUUGCGAACCCGAUCUCCGCGUUUUGCCUUGACUAUAUUCAAGGGGCUGUGACUCGCCUCAACGAAGCCACGAUCAUUCAGGUAAACGACGAUGCAGGCCCCGUGCUUGAUAUCCCCAAGAAUUUCAUUCUUGAUAGUAUCGCUUUGUAUCAGGAGCGAAUGACUCGGGCGGAGCCCGCAUCAUUGGUCAAUGGUGUUAUCAGUUCCACCGUUCAGGUCGGAUACCCGGAGCCGGCGGAAAUCAAUCUCACGGAGCUGAUACACAUGACGUCCAUGAUGAUGACGGAUCGGCUCAUCUGGGCGCCAGAUGAUAUCGAUGUCCUCGAGCAUGACUUUCUUGAUUUCCACUUCAAAAUCUUCUCCAGCAAGCCUACCAUGAUGGCGAUUCACGGGUACGCGAUUGGUCCUCCAUCCGCACAGGUGGUAGAUGACUCCUUCUCCCCUCAUGAUACAAGUUACCAGGACUUCCUGGAUUAUUUGAAUGAAUAUCAUGACCCUCCUCGUUCCAGGCUCGAACUUGACGGACAUCACGAGCAUCUCUACAACUUGUUGCUAGAUUCUGGCGCGGCCCUCGAGGCUCCUCUCCCAGAGCCUGUCAUCCAGACCCUGUCUGAUAUGAAGCAACGAGCUCUAGUCCACCUGUAUCCGACCGAGAAUCAGUGGAUGUACUCGUAUAUGGAGGGCGAUGAGCCCCUCGAUCAGCUCGCGCGUAAGCACUUUUGGCCUCUGAAUCGAGUUGUGGAGUAUCACCGCCACAUGUUGGAGAUUUACCUACGGGGCCACACACUUGUUUUGGUUCGAGCCACCGAGCUCGAUGCCCACCGAUUUGGCCUAUAUGCCUCGCGCGCAUCCGAGCUUAUCCGCGACCUUUUGUUACAAAAGUACCAGCCCAACCGUGUCGGUGGAAAUGCCGGUCAGGGCAGUGGCUUGUAG
Molecule: messenger RNA, 1455 nt
Organism: Scedosporium apiospermum
Lineage: Eukaryota; Fungi; Ascomycota; Sordariomycetes; Microascales; Microascaceae
Exons: 5
Coding region: 1-1455 (484 amino acids)
Source: RefSeq, a predicted model, not a curated record